UCCUAGGAUCAGCUAUUUCUCCAAGGAGCCCUGAUUUCUAUCAUUAGCUGAUUUUUUUCACAUUAUAAAGCAUUCACAUGAAUAGAAUUUUUCAAAGGAUGAGAUAAAGUAAAAACAAAUGGGAUAGCUAUAUUUUUCAGAUGUAGAUAUGUAAAAGAAUAUUAAAGAUUCUUGUGAAAGAUCACAUCACACGUAGAGGAGGGAGUCCGAGGGCUGGCAGGUGGGGGACAAAGACUACAGCAGGAUAAAGGGCUGGAAACAUCAGCUGAAAAGGACAUCAAGGGUUGGUGCCUGGGUGCUGCUGUUGCCAUCUACUCCCGUGAGCGGCCUCCAAUAGGGGCCCUCUGAUUCUGAGCCAGUCAGAAUACCUCCUGAGUGCCCCCCAUCUGCACCUGCUUCAGUGUCUUUGGCUUACAUGAAUGAAUGUAGCCUAAAACUCCACCCAAGAAUGGGGGACACUGGGUAUCAGAUAGUAGGAGGUGUUGGCAGCUGCAGCAAGGGGUAUUUUGGGAUGAUGACAGUGUCCUGGUUUCUUUAAAAUGUACUAACAUCUAAAGGAAAAGUAACUUAAUUUACUCUAAUUUCCACCCCAAAGGGCCAGCCAGAGUGACUAUUGAGCUAAGUUUCAAUAGUGUUCCUUCCGUGCCUGUAGUGUAAGUUGUUUUUAGCUCCCAAUGUUCAGGAAGGUGGAAUGUGGGUAUUUGGGGAACAUAUUCAGUCUACCCUAUUAAGUUUGGAGGCUUGCCUGACUGAGGCUGAAAAUGCCAGCCUUCACAAUCAAGGAAGGAAGUACGUGGUAGUUGUGCCUAGGGAGGAGCUUGCCCUGGGCAGGAAAAGGCAACUGUGAUUGCCAGGCUACCAGGCCAGCAUCACAGCUAGGAUACAGGAGCCAGUCUUAGGGCUGGCAGUCUCUCUGCCUGCCCUGUUUGCAAAAUCAGAUGCUAGUAUUGCUUACCCAUUGGGAAGGAACAAAGGCUCCAUGAUAAUAGCUGCUGGGCAGUUCCAGUUGCUGCAAUAUAAAGGCAUCAAGAAUUGGGUGGUGAGUAGGAACCUGGUUAAAGAAACCGUGAUAUAGCCAUACAAUGGAAUAUGCAUAGUUUAAAAAAAAAACAGCAAAGCACCGCUUGAGAACUGCAGGCCUCUCGCACACAACCACUCUGUCCAAACCUGCACUGAGACUUGACCAAACUAUGGCAUGACUUCUAGCAGCAUAAGGCUACGAUGUCUCCUACAGCCCAGAAGCACGUCAUGAACCUGAGAGCCAUUCCUUUGAAAAAUACUCAUCAGGAAGGACAGGGCAUCUGUCUUCCUGCUCCGUGGAAGGAUGGACUCCUGACUUUCAUACUUCACAGCUAGCAGACACACCUGGCCUAAUCGCAUCUACACUGACCAGCUCUUUCGUUUUUCACUUCUCUGACUCUACUGAGCCCCGUUCCCCCCACCUGCACCCCAUUCUCCUUUUAAAAUGUCCAGUCAAAUCGCAUGGCGCUCAGCUCUUGCCUCUGCUGUCAGUUGUUACCGAAUAAAAUCUCUUUCCACCACAUUAACUACUAUCCGAUUGUGUUUGUCUUUGACACGCUGCAUGUUUGUUUUUUUUAUUGAACAAUCGCUAAGAUUUGUGUCACACACACAGAGUGGGACAGGUCAGCAGCAUAUGGAAUACUCCCAUUUUUGAACCAAAACAGUUCAGAACAGGUGAGUGUAGGGGGUGAUCCUUGUUUAGGAGGCUGGAUCCGGCGCUGGGUUGGAAUUUGCCCUCCAGGUCCCCAGCAUGGAGGCCCGGCGCCUGUGCUCUCGGGUGGGUGCCCUCGUGCAGACAAGCCGUAGUUUCCCCACGGCUGACGACUACUCUAGGUCUCGCGAGUAUAUACUCCGCCAUUCUGACCGCCCCGGAUGCUCCCGCGCCCGGAGCCCACAGACUGGCGCCGCGAGAGAGCUGGGAAAACCGGAAGUUGGAAUGGGGCAGCCGGACGGGAAACGCGAGCACACCGGCCACGGUCAGACAGCACCCGGGUGACCCCCCCACCCCACUCCGCGGGGCUGCCGUCGGGGACGCGGACGGGAGCGCGCAGGUGGCGUCUUCUUGCUCAAGCUUGGUUAAACCACCUGAUACCAGACUUGGCAUUUGUGAGUGUUUCCCGUGCCUGAAGCUCCAAUAAGUGCCUUCACCCAUGAUAUUUGGCUUUGUAACAGGCUCCUGAGGUUCCUGGCUAGAGGCUGGAGGGGGCUUGGCCAAUAAGAGGGAGGAGAAACGACUCAGCUGUGCUUUUUAGCUCUGCGACAGAAAAUGUCUGCAGAUGGUGGAGGCAUCCGGGCUACCCAGGACAAGGAGAGAGCCCAAGAGGUUCCAGGUCAUGGGCAUCCUUGUCGAGAAAUACUUUCCCAGUCAAAGGAGACGGUGCCUUUGGGAGCCACUCAGGAGUCACCCCACAUCAAGACAGAGCCUCAAGAGCCACAUCCCGAGGGGGCAUCGCAAGAGGACAGGGCUCAAGGAGCUCAGGGCUGGGUGCCCCUAAGCCAGGGCUCGAAGGAGAAAGCUCUCUUCCUGCCUGGUGGAGCCCUCCCCUCCCCCCAGAUCCCUGUGCUUUCCCAUGAGGGGAGGACCAGAGACCAGCAGAUGGCGGCGGCGCUCCUCACCGCCUGGUCCCAGAUGCCAGUGACCUUUGAGGACGUGGCUCUGUACCUCUCCCGGGAGGAGUGGGGGCGGCUGGACCACGCACAGCAGAGCUUCUACCGGGAUGUCCUGCAGAAGCGGAACAGGCUGGCCUUGGGGUUUCCCUUCAGCAGAACUUUCUGGACCUCCCAAGUUCAGAGCAAAGGCGAGGCCUCAAGCUCAUGCCAGCAGACAGGAGAUGAGGAAAAGAGAGGAGCUUUGGAGGUGGGGAAGGAGGAGACACCGCCAUCCCCAGCACCCCCUGGGGAUGUGAAGUCCUUCAGAACCAGGGCAGGGAGAGCCCAGGGGCAGGUACUGCAGUGUGGGCAGCAAGCAGCCAGUGGCCAGAGCUCGGGGUCAGCCAAAGAUGAUGGGCAGCCCCAUCUCCUGGAGGAGAGAAAGCCACAAACGGCCCCUCCUGACCACGGCCUCCCAGAGAAACCCAGUGAGGAGGAGACCUGUGUCCAGGAGAGCAGCGAGGAGGGCCUGGCCCCUGAUGGCGAUGGAGAUGCCAGCAAGAAGACCUACAAGUGUGAACAGUGCGGCAAAGGCUUCAGCUGGCACUCCCACCUGGUGACGCACCGGCGCACACACACAGGCGAGAAGCCCUAUGCCUGCACGGACUGUGGCAAGCGCUUUGGCCGCAGCUCGCACCUCAUCCAGCACCAGAUCAUCCACACGGGCGAGAAGCCCUACACCUGCCCCUCCUGCUGGAAGAGCUUCAGCCACCACUCGACGCUGAUCCAGCACCAGCGCAUCCACACCGGCGAGAAGCCCUAUGUGUGCGACCGCUGUGCCAAGCGCUUCACCCGUCGCUCGGACCUGGUUACCCACCAAGGUACGCACACAGGCGCCAAGCCCCACAAGUGUCCCAUCUGCAGCAAGUGCUUCACUCAGAGCUCGGCCCUGGUCACCCACCAGCGCACCCAUACUGGGGUCAAGCCCUAUCCGUGCCCCGAGUGCGGCAAGUGCUUCAGCCAGCGUUCCAACCUCAUCGCGCACAACCGCACACACACCGGCGAGAAGCCCUAUCACUGCCUCGACUGCGGCAAGAGCUUCAGCCACAGCUCGCACCUCACAGCCCACCAGCGCACCCACCGUGGCGUCCGGCCCUACUCCUGCCCACUCUGUGGCAAGAGCUUUAGCAGGCGCUCCAACUUGCACCGGCAUGAGAAGAUCCAUACCACGGGGCCCAAGGCCUUGGCCAUGCUGAUGCUCGGGGCAGCGGGGGCUCUGGCGGCACCCCCACCUGCUCCCACCUAGGAGGCUGGGAGGGUGGGGGCAGGCCUGGGGGAGGAGCAAGGGCAGUUGCAGUGGCUAUGAGGGAGGGCAAGGGAAGGGAGUUGGGGAGGUGCUGGCAUGGGGACGGGGCAUGGAAACAAGGGAAGAGCUAGAAUGAGGCACAGGCACACUAGCUGCACAUUAAAGGCCUUGGAAUCAAGCCUCGGCCUAUUGCUCUGUCUCGGGGGGCCCUGGUGACUGACCCCAGACUGUGGGAGGCUCUUGGGUCAACUAUGUGUCCUCAGGCAUCCCUGAGUCAUUGCUCUUCCCUGGGGGCACCCUCUUCCCCAGCCUUGACCUGGCUUGGGCCCAAUCCAGAUGGUUGGGACCAUAAGUCUCUAAGCAAAGACUUAAUACAGAUUUCAAGACCUGAAUUCAAUCAGCCACUUAUGGAAUUGUGGACCCCCUGGCAGAUGGUCUGCUGUUGCAAUCACUCUUGUCCCAGGGGCAUUGCUCACUGAGCCCUGGACCCUCCCUUGGCUCUUUGGGAGCCAGGAGUGGGGCAGAGCCAGCAUGGGAACCCAUGCUCAUUGUCUUCUGCCUGCCCUGUCUCCUGAGGCACCAGACCGAGUUUUGAAACUGGACAUUUUCCAUCUGCUUCCACUGGGGUCUGGCUGUAAUCCAGUGAGGAUUCCUCCAUUACCAGGGACUCCUAUUCCUCCUGGUCCCUUCUGAGGCUGCGGCCAGCUCCUUCUGCUAAUUCUCCCCUCUUUGGUCUCUUUGCACAUGCCUUUUAUAAUUUGCCCUACCCAUGCUUGCCUGGCUAUGUUACCCUGGCCUUAUGGUUUUUUACCUCCGUAGUUUCUAUUUCCCAUUCUCUACUAUUUUUCCUGGGAGGGGUGGGCUCAGCCUGCCUAUUAUACAAGAUUUGCAGCUCAGCUCCCAAGAAAAUAUGCAGCUCUGACCUUGAGGACAUCUGCAUCAGGGAAGCCUUUGAGAUCCCACCUGUCUCUGUGGAUCAUGGGGCCAGCAGGGUGGCUGCAGCCCUGUUUGGCUCCCAGCUCCUAAGGGACAAAGUUGCUUGAACAAGGGUGGACUGACAACAGUAAUAAUAGCUGCCAGUUGUUGAGCAGCUGCCCUCCCAGGCGCGGGGCCAAGAGCCAUAUAUAUGUCACCUCUGCUCUCCACAAUGCUGAGCAGUGGGUUUUAUCCUAGUUUUAUAGAUAAGGAAGAUGAGGCUGAGAAUAAAGUCCAGUAGCUUUCCCAAAGUCACACAAUGAGAGAGCUAGAAGCUGGGGUUCAGGGCCAGGGAUUUUACCAUGUAAAGAAUACUCCUGUUUCCAUGCACUCCAGCAGCUAUUGACUGUCUAAUUAGUGCAUGAUAUUAUGAUGCAGGGCUAUCUAAAAAGAGUAAGACAGACAGUGGACUUAACCUUCUGGGGCUGUGGACUCAGUUGGAAAUAGGGGGGAGGGGAGCAUGUAAUCAGCAGGACGCCAGGAAGCUGCUAACUAGUGGGAGCCCAGGCAGGACUUGGUGGUGUCUGGGAUGUCUCAGGGGGAUGUAGGGUUGGAUUACUGGCAGGACCAGUCAAAUUCAAUGGCUCUUUAUCAAAGAGGCAGGAAAGCACUUUCCUCCCUUUAGCUUGUCUUCAUGGCUUCAGUCACAGCCAGAAAUGGGAUUUCUCUGCUUGGCUCAGUGUGAGAGGCUGAGGGAGCUGACGCACAUAAAACAGUUUUGCUGCUCCCAGAGGCUUGUGUUCUAAUGAAGGAGGAAGACAGAGGUGAGAAAGAGACUUGUUAAAACAACAGUGGGAGCCGUCAUCACUUGGCACAAGCUUAGCACAGAGUAUUCAUUUGCUUCUUUGGGUUACACGGCCAGCACGUCAGAACUUGAACCACUUGGAGGUCUGUCAAGUGAGCCCAAAGAGCCAUUUAAAUCAAGACUUCACUCUGGCUCCUGAGGAGCUUGGAGACCAUGGUAUCCAGGAAAAACUGUUUCCCCUUUCCAUAGCACAGUGCAGAGGGAUGUGGUUCCAAGAACCCCACAGGUCUAUGUCUACUUCUUCCUAGAUACUCAUCCAGAGGCCAUCACUCUGGGACAGACCUGGCAAGAGCAUUUUGGCAGUUUGGGAAAUAUCUGGCAAAAGCAACUAAAACGGGCGUUGUGGAAAGGCCUGGAAUGUCAGGGUAAAGAGUGUUCAUGAUUUGGUGAGUGACGGAGCAUCACAGAGGUAGACAGCUGGGAGUGGGGAGACAUCAGGGUCUUGGUGUCUCUGGGUAGCGGUUGGAGGCUCAGAGGUGUGGCCUGCUUCCUUCUGGCAUCUCACACCUGACAUCCCACUGGAGAACCCGACCUGGUUGCUUACGGUUGACCUGUGAGGAAGAGGGUGAGGACGGAGGGGGAAGUGUUCCCUGUGGGCUUCCCACCCGCUUUCUGUUUGGCGGAAGGCGCUCUGGUCCCGGCUGGCCGCGCUGCCCUCCCCCUGCCGGGGGCGUAGGCCUCAGCACAGCGCCAGCCUAAACAGCUCCCGAGCUCAAUAACACGCGUUGAGGUCUGGAGACCCACAGGGGUUUCAUCUGGGGGCCAGCCACAGGGGGGCGCCUCACAGCCCGAGACACCGGUUCCAAAAGGCUCCGCCCCUUCCAUUCAGUCCUUAGCCAAUCAAGUUCCCGGGCAGAGAGGUCCUGGCAAAAGUGACCAAUCAUGGCUGGCGUUCUCGGAGCGGGCCUUUCCCCGCCUCCAAGCCGCACUGUUGCCGUGGCAACUUUUCGACCUUUUUGGCUUGUAAACUUUCCCUUUUCCCCUUCGCCUCGCGUCGGAACCAAUGACCCGGGGCUGGACUCCUGGAAUCGUCGCCAGCUCCUGAGCCUUCAGAGCCAGCCCUGGGUCUACCACCGAGAUGCCAAGCCGCCUGUCAGCUUCGAGAGCAUGCUGACAGAGGGCUAGGGCCACUUCCGGCCUUUCGCGUCGAGCCCCGUUAUUUUGUUGCUGUCCGGGAGGCCUGGGGAGCCCGAGCUCCGCAGACACAUCCGGCCUUGACGACGGUCGGCCAGCAAGCGGUGCCGGGGGGGUCCUGGAUCCAGCCCGGACACCUCCCGCUGGCACUCUAGCACCUUCUGAGCUUGGCGCAGGGCCUGACGUUGCUGCCAGGGAGAGCCCAGCGAGAGUGUGGCAACGGCUUCGAAGGAGACCGCGGUCCACUUGGGGGUGGGGAG
Hipposideros armiger (great roundleaf bat) is the source of this 7090-nucleotide messenger RNA. RefSeq names its product zinc finger protein 205 (gene ZNF205). Lineage: Eukaryota; Metazoa; Chordata; Mammalia; Chiroptera; Hipposideridae. The record is from RefSeq and is a predicted model, not a curated record. Gene Ontology annotation, biological process: regulation of transcription by RNA polymerase II. Gene Ontology annotation, molecular function: DNA-binding transcription factor activity, RNA polymerase II-specific; RNA polymerase II cis-regulatory region sequence-specific DNA binding. Bases 2288 to 3916 code for a protein of 542 amino acids. The transcript has 8 exons. Gene Ontology annotation, cellular component: nucleus.